AUGGGUUGCUCAAUCGCAGCUGUUAAACAUAGUACUCAGCCGAAAUGUGCAGGACGUCAACGCAAGAGUGUUCAUUCCAGACCAUCUAUAACUUUCACAGACGCAAUUAGCAGGCUAGAUCUAACUGAAAGACAAAUAUUCCAACUUCAGCAGUCAUGGAAAGCAAUCUCGAGGAAGAUGGAAUAUACAGGAAUCAACAUGUUUAUUAGAAUAUUUGAAACACAUGCAGACUUAAAGAAGUUUUUCUUUAUGGUUGAAAAUUGUUCAACUAUUGCUGAGAUGAGAGAAUCAAAGGGUCUUGCCAAACAUGUGUUGAUGGUGAUGAAUACUUUGGAUGAUACCAUUUACAAUCUAAACGACAUGCAGUAUGUUAUAGACUUACUUUACGACAUCGGGAAACAACAUCGGAAGUUUUCUGAUUUUAGACGGGAAUUCUUUUUGUCGGUGACGGAACCGUUCUUAUUGGCAGUGAAAGAGACACUUGGAGAUAGGUAUACCAGAAAUAUGGCGACAGCUUACCGCAGGCUCAUACAGUUUGUCGUUGCAAAUAUAUUCCAAGGAUUCGGAGAUGUGUCGAUUGAAAAAAAGAAACUCGCAGACGGAUAAGCAGGAAUUUCUCUAAAAAAAAAUGGUUUCAUGGGAAAAAGAAUUUACUUUAAGUGCUGUGGGAAUCGGUUGGUGCUAAAAGAAUUCCACCAAAUGCGAUGAACCAUGUCUUCA
Mytilus californianus (California mussel) is the source of this 720-nucleotide messenger RNA. Its product is annotated as neuroglobin-1-like. The transcript has 3 exons. Gene Ontology annotation, molecular function: heme binding; oxygen binding. NCBI's taxonomy places the organism in Eukaryota, Metazoa, Mollusca, Bivalvia, Mytilida, Mytilidae. The record is from RefSeq and is a predicted model, not a curated record. Bases 1 to 606 code for a protein of 201 amino acids.